AUGGUUCUUUCUUUCAUUCUGGUUCAGAAUCGCCAGGGUAAGACGCGCCUUGCGAAAUGGUAUGCGCCUUACAGCGAUGAGGAGAAAGUGAAGCUCAAGGGCGAGGUCCACCGCCUCGUCGCCCCGAGAGAUCAGAAAUAUCAGUCGAAUUUCGUCGAGUUCAAGCGCAGUACGAAGAUCGUAUAUCGGCGAUACGCCGGGCUAUUCUUCUGCGUGUGUGUCGAUGCCACCGACAAUGUGCUAGCGUAUCUGGAGGCGGUGCAUUUCUUCGUGGAGGUGCUGGACCAGUUCUUCGGGAAUGUGUGUGAGCUGGAUCUCGUGUUUAACUUUUACAAGGUCUAUGCAAUUCUAGACGAGGUGUUCCUCGCGGGCGAGAUCGAAGAGACGAGCAAACAAGUGGUGCUGACGAGGUUGGAGCACUUGGACAAACUGGAGUGA
This is a messenger RNA of Aspergillus affinis, 438 nucleotides long. RefSeq names its product AP-2 complex subunit sigma. The coding region runs from base 1 to 438 and encodes 145 amino acids. Gene Ontology annotation, molecular function: clathrin-cargo adaptor activity. Lineage: Eukaryota; Fungi; Ascomycota; Eurotiomycetes; Eurotiales; Aspergillaceae. Gene Ontology annotation, cellular component: intracellular membrane-bounded organelle; AP-2 adaptor complex. The transcript is spliced from 5 exons. The record is from RefSeq and is a predicted model, not a curated record. Gene Ontology annotation, biological process: clathrin-dependent endocytosis; protein transport.